GGGGGCGCGCGUGGAUGUGGGGGGGUGAGAGCGCGCGCGGCCGCCGUCGGGGGCGCGCCCGGGGGCUCCCCUUGUGUGUGCGUGUGUGUGCGCGGGGGUGUGCGCGGGGCCGGGGCCAUGGAGGAGCUGAGCAGCGUGGGAGAGCAGGUCUUCGCCGCCGAGUGCAUCCUCAGCAAGCGGCUCCGCAAGGGCAAGCUGGAGUACCUGGUCAAGUGGCGAGGCUGGUCCUCCAAACACAACAGCUGGGAGCCCGAAGAGAACAUCCUGGACCCCCGGCUGCUCCUGGCUUUCCAAAAGAAGGAACAUGAAAAAGAAGUGCAGAAUCGGAAGAGGGGCAAGCGGCCCCGGGGCAGGCCCAGGAAGCACGUGGAACCAGAAAUGCCUGCAAAAACUAAGUCAAGUAGCUCCUCUUCCUCCACAUCCUCCUCUUCCUCCUCCUCUGAUGAAGAGGAUGAAAGUGACCUGGAAGCAAAGAGAGGUCCCCGCAGCAGAGAGACACACCCGGUGCCACAGAAGAAAGCUCAGAUCCUGGUGGCGAAGCCUGACAUGAAAGACACUUCCAGGAAGAAGCGUGGGCGGAAACCUCUUCCCCCGGAGCAGAAAGCAGCUCGAAGGACUGUGAACCUGACAAAGGUGCUGAAAACAUCCCGGAAGGAGGUGGGGGGCAGUGCCAAGCUGGUGGGGAAGCUGCAGCCUCAGCACAGCACACAGGGCUCGGGCAUGGCCGUGCUGAAGGACCCACCAGGUGCCUUGGCUGGGCUCAGCUCAGGAGGGUCAUCAGCAGAAAACCUGCCCAACAUGAUGAAGAGCGGCUCGACGAGCCCCAGCCAGGCCAUCAGCUGGCAGAGCUCCAUCGUGCACUACAUGAACAGGAUGUCCCAAAGCCAGACUGCAUCUGAGAGCUCAGCUCUGGGCAGGCUGGCACUGAAGGCACAGGCGGCCAGUAAGAGCAGCUUAGGGCUGGACUUGAAAAUGAGGAGCCAGAAAGGCUCUGGGGAGCUGGGGCUCAGCAUGCAGGGACCCAAGACUGCAAAGGCUCCCGGCAGUGGUGCUGGAGGAGACCAGAAAUCAGGGUUUGCUGCAGGAGGCCAAAUGCUGCCCAACGGCAGCAAGACGCCAGCGAGCUCAUCUGGGGCCAGCGUCCAGGCAGCCUCCAGCCAGGAGCUGAACCUGCAGGCUCUGAACCUGCAGAGCGUCAAGAAUGGGCCGAGCGUGGCCGGCGGGAGCAGCCUCCCCCGGCACCUCUGCGGAGCCCUGGCCAAGGGCUCUGGCGGCGGCACGGCCAGCGGGGGUGCCGGCGGUGCCAAGGGCGGGGCGGCGGGCGCCGGGCUCACCAGUGCCGGUGCGCUGGCAGGGGGGGAUGGCAGCAAGAGCAAGAAGCAGCCGCACCGGGCAGGGGACAGGGACUUGGCCAAAGGUGGCUCAGCCGGCACACAGGAGGGACACGCGGAGAGCCGCAAGCCCUCUGCCCUGUCCGAAGUGAGCACGGGCGAGGACACCAGCUCGGAUUCGGACCGGGACUCGGCUUCCUUCCCGGGUGUGGGUCAGAACAUGUCUGUCUCCAUCCAGACCAGCCAGGACUGGAAACCCACGCGCAGCCUGAUCGAGCACGUCUUUGUCACCGAUGUCACCGCUAACCUGAUCACAGUGACGGUCAAGGAGUCCCCCACCAGCGUCGGGUUUUUCAACCUGCGGCAGUACUGAGCCCAGGAGUGUGAGAGAAGGGAGAGGGUCCUUCAGCCUCACCCUCGGCUUUGCCCAGCUCUUCCAUCAGGUUUUCUUUCUUCAAGUGAAUGUGGAGACCUCGUGAGACCUGCUGGGACUCGUAGCUGGAGAGGCUUGAGAAAGACGUGGUGAAACCUGCUCCAAACUGCCAGCGAGUCGUGGAUCCCCCCGGCUCCUCUCCAUCCUUUUCUGAAGCCGUGCCCUGUGUGGGGGUAGCCAAUGCCAUUCUCCAGGAGCCGGGACACUGGUGCUGCUGGGGGUGUCAGGCUGGCAAGUUUCGAGCCAGGCUUCACUGCACACAGGUCUCUUUGCUUUACAGCUUGAAACAGCAGAUGCCAAGGUCUGCAGCUCACUGACCACGGGGAGGUGUGGAGCUGCCAUGGGCCAGGCUUCCACCUGGGAGAGGACUAGGAGAUCCUCUUCUGUUCUCUGGGCUCCCCAUGGAUCUAUCUGUGAGCUGUGGGGAGACACAAGUCAAUCCAAAUGAGGCAGCUGCUGCUCCCAGCCCUUGGGGCUGUGGGGGGGUGGCUGCAUUUGGGGGUUUUUCAGGGUACACUCAGCCCAGCCACCCCCCUGGGCGAGGUCAUUUCCAAUGAUGGGAAACCCAUGACGUUUUCGUUGGGGUUUCCAGCUGGUAGGGAACUAUUGUUUACAUUUUUUAUUAAGGAAAAAUCUUUUUUUUUUUUUUUUAUGAGAGAGGGAAAUAACCCCAGUCUAGGAUAGGUUGAGUCCUGGAUGCCACUAACGGGAUGGGCAGCAGAGGUGCUUUUUUGGAGGGUGCCUCCUUUCUGCCCAGGGAGGAUCGAUCCUGCCUUGGGAGCCAGAGAGAUCCACUGGUUUCCCUGCAGUGACUUGACUUCCAGAGGAAAGUGAAUUUCUGAGUAGCCCAGGGAGCCUCUGUGCCACUGCUCUGCCUCAUCCCAGCAUCGCCAUUGUCUCUGUCUCCUGCUCAGCAGUUUCCAGGCACUCGUAGGCACCGAGCUGGGGAAUAUUUUUAAAGUCUUGCAGAACAUGCAAACCCUUCCAGCAGCAGGUAGGUCAGUGCUGGGGCUGCUGGGCACCUGCGAGGUUGAUGCUGUAAUUUGGGACAAGUGAGCCUUCCCCACCAUAGCCCAGCUGGACCUGCCUUGGCUGCUCCCUGGGUUAGAUUCACACUGAUCAUCCAUGGUUUUGUUCAGAUGGAAGGCUCGGAAGCUGGACAAGGACACCUGCACAGGUGGGGUGGAGCAGUGGGAAGGGGAAGGAGAGGACAGGGAGAAGGAUCAGGGCCAGGGGGUACCUUGGCCGUUGUUCUCUGAGGACCUGGAGCCCUCAGCAGCUGCUCGCCUUCCCUUUACUGUCCCAGCAGCUGGGAUGUUCCUUUUGGCUUGGAAUUGCACCCAAUAAUGGCUUUUUCACUGCAGUACUUUCCCUACUGCAGAUUUCUACAAGCCAAAAUUAGCAGCGGUUCAGGCAGAGUUUAGUAGCAUUCGAGGUCAUUUUAGUUCUGUUGGUGCUGAGUUCUUUUCUUGGAGGUGAUGAACAGCUGGUGGCUGCUCGCUGUCCUGCGUGGUUUGGAGGUCCCCCCAAAGGGAUGUCCCACCAGGGGGUCACCAGGAGACUGACCUGGCACCAGGACGGGCAUCUCCCUUUGCCACAGGCAGGGCCACUCACAGUGUCCUCACACAGGAGUGAUACAUGGACCAAACUGGGGGUACAGGUACUUCUGACCCCCACCCCUGACACAGCACCCCCCUCCCCAUCACAACUGCUGCCACUGCCUGGCAGUGGGGCCGUUCUCAGGUGGAGGAAACCCUGCCCGUGCUGCCUGCUGGUCAGGGAUGGCUGGACUGCUGUUCCCUGAGCAGCGGCUGCAGGCUCUGCCUGGGCAGAAAUGCUCCAGAAAUGCUCUCCCUCUGCUUUCAGAUUUAAUCCCCAGCUGUCCUGUGGGUUGUGGUUUGAGUUUUGUCUUGUGUAGCUGAGCAUGGUGUGAUGUGGGGUGGGUGGAGGCGGAUG
Molecule: messenger RNA, 3720 nt
Organism: Pseudopipra pipra
Lineage: Eukaryota; Metazoa; Chordata; Aves; Passeriformes; Pipridae
Gene: CBX2
Product: chromobox 2
Exons: 5
Coding region: 118-1704 (528 amino acids)
Biological process (GO): negative regulation of transcription by RNA polymerase II
Cellular component (GO): heterochromatin; PRC1 complex
Source: RefSeq, a predicted model, not a curated record